Messenger RNA from Symbiodinium necroappetens, 975 nucleotides. The record is from the annotation of a GenBank genome assembly. NCBI's taxonomy places the organism in Eukaryota, Dinophyceae, Suessiales, Symbiodiniaceae.
AUGCAGUGGUGCAGGCCCGCACCGCAUGGGUUGCAGCUGGAGCGAUUGGGUAAGGAAGUCCUCGCGAUUGAAAGGAUGGUCGGUUUCCCCCAGAGCGACAAAAGAGAGUUGCAGAGAGCCUUCAAGGACUCCAAGCUGCUGAUGCGUGACCGAGUGGUGUGGCAAAGCAUGGGUCACCGAAGAAGCCAGCUCGACAACUUGGAGGUGAUUGAUGCGGCGAAGUCUUCGCCUAAGACCGGAGGCGGCCUCAACACCGACCAGUACAGCCAGCUGGUCAACGUCCAGGCUGACAUCCUCAUGGUGAUGAUGACGGACUACGUUUCCUGGGAGAAGUUCGUGAGGAAUGUGUGCGGCAACCUGGAAGAUAUUGACAUGCAAGUCGUCCUCCUGAACCUGAGCCGUCUGGUGGAUCUCAGCCAGAAGAAUUUCUACGAGAGCUUGAUGGAGGUGCCUUUCGUCAUCAACCACGCUGUGGGCGGCAUGCCUGAUGAUCACACGGCCCUGGAGACCUCCUUGGCCGAACUUGGACGUGUUCUUGCCUACAGGGACUUUGUGGAGCCGGUGCAGGAAGCGCUCAAGCUGAGCAACGAAGCGAGCCUCGUCGCCAUCCAGCACUCGGUUGCAGCCUUGGUGGUUUUUCGCGCUGAUGCCGAAGGAAGUGGAGUACUAUCGUGCGACGAUGGGACUCGGAAGUUCCGUAAGGUCGACAACAUCUUGCAGCAGGAACUGCUGUGUACGGUGUUUGCGUACCUCGGCAAGAAUGCGGUUGGCAACUUUGGGAUGGUCGCUGAGCUGGUUCGUCCUUAUUUUCUGAAUGUCGGACUCGAUGAAAUUGAGUCCGAGAAAAGCUUGGCCCGGCUGCAGACGACGCACCGGGACAUGCAGGAAAUGCUGCUGCAGGAGCUGACAUGCAGCAAAAACGUGUUUACAAGGGUGUUGAGCGUUGUCGAGAAAGCCCAGAAGCAAUCGGGCUGA